AUGUUUCCUUUGGCAAAGAGUAAUAAGGCAGAGCCACUUCUCUACGAUGUUAGAUUACAUGGUACUGAGCACGAUGUGGUGCUUUUGAAAGGAUCUCCAGAUGAGGCCUCCAGUGUAUUGCUAUCAGGAACUGUCGUAUUAUCGGUACGAGAACCAAUUCAAAUUAAGAAUCUAUCAUUAAAAAUGACUGGUAAAAUACGUCUGAACGUUCCAGUUCAAUAUCAGGGUCCUAGGGGACCUGCACAGCGGCACGUUAGGUAUGAAAGGACGUUUUACGAACACACAUGGGACAAUCUUAACAUCAACAGUUAUUUUGAAAAUCUUUACGAUAAUUACGGUAAAAGGGCUACUAUCAACAGUAAAUCUUCAGGGAAUUUAGCCGAUUUGCAUAGAAGAUCUAAAUCUUCGACAAGCUCUUUGAUAUCAUUAGCCGGAUUGGGUUCAUCGUCAGGUUCUCAUAACCAUCAUCAUCAUCAUACCCUACUCCAGGGCAAUUACGAAUUUCCAUUUAGUGCAAUCUUACCAGGUUCAUUAGUAGAAAGUGUAGAAGGUUUACCCAAUGCAUCGAUAACUUAUAAAUUGGAAGCAAAUAUCGAGAGGAAUAAGUUUUAUUCAGAUUUGAUUUGCAAGAAACACAUUAGAGUGGUGAGAACUUUAUCAACGGAUGCUGUCGAGUUAUCAGAAACUAUGGCUGUGGAUAAUACCUGGCCUAAUAAAGUGGAUUAUUCAAUUUCUGUGCCCGCAAAGGCUAUUGCCAUUGGAUCUUUGACACCGAUUCAUAUCGAAGUGGUUCCAUUGAUGAAAGGUUUGAGGUUAGGCCCCAUAAAGGUUACCAUGAUUGAAAACUCUCAGUACUGUGGUAGUUUUGGUAAUGUGGCAACGCAGGAAAGGACAGUCUGUAAAACAAAGUUGAAGGAUCCUCUGGGCCAUGUUAAUAGGGGGCCACGAGAUCCUGAAGAGGAAGAAUUAACUUUUCAAGAUCGUUGGCAAGUCGAUACUUUUUUGCAAGUUCCUACAAGUCUUUCCAGAUGUACACAGGACUGUACUCUAUUGAACAGUAUUAAGGUUAGACACAAGCUUAAGUUUGUCAUAUCUUUAAUCAAUUCAGAUGGCCACGUAUCAGAAUUACGUGCAUCUUUGCCGGCACAACUUUUUAUUUCACCAUUUGUUGCAUUGACUGUAAGGAAUCCACUUAGACCAGAGUAUGAAAAUGGUAAUGGUUCAAGUUCAUCUAGUAGGCGUACUUCAUUGGGUGAUGAAGAAGGUGAUGAAGACGUGAUUUUUGCCAAAACUGCAUCUGAAUUAGAAUUGGCAAAUUUGAUAAACAAUUGGCAAGUACCUUCAAGCGUACCAGAUUUAAUGUCACCGCCAAAUUAUGAAAGUCACAUUUACGAUAGGCUUUGGAAUGAUGUUUCCGUUCCCGACACACCUCAUGGUUCAGGGACUCAAACACCAAUAGAAGGACAAUCCAUUGGUCAAGUUUUAGACAGUCAACAAAAUGUGGAUGAAUUAGAAGAUAACUUGAUGAGACUACAUUUGCAAAGACAAGAGGGCCGUAAUCGUUCAGCUUCAACUUCUAAUGUUAUUCCCGGGAAUCCCGCAAAGAAUCCACAAGAAACUACAAUUGAGGGAGCAUCGAAUGGUAAUGCUAAUGCUGCUGUUGUUCCUGCGGCUACUUCUCCUGCUCAGCAGGCGCUCCCCAUGUCAAGAUCUGGUUCCGCCCCAUUAGUGGAUCAACAACCGGGGAUUAGGGGGUUACCACCGGCUCCAUUGGUGACCUCAGGUGCUAGCGUUCAACACCUAUCUAGAUCCAGUUCAUCAAUUUUGCAAAUACCACAAUCCCCCAAUAAAGAGGUGACAUUAGACAAUUUGAGCAGUGUUCCAUCGUAUGAAAAAGCAAUUAAAUCAGAAUCUGCAGGCAAUGAUUUACCCCCUGUGUAUCCAGCAGAUGAAAAUCCUUCGCACGAUAGGAAACACCAUUUGGAAAGGCCUCAAGUUGUUCAUCACAGAUCAAGUUCUUCACUGUUGAGUAAAAAGAGUAAUUCAUCAAUUCCUAGUCCUCAACCAUCGCAGGCGGCAUUGGUUAGAAGAGGUAGUUCUAGUUCAAGUUCUGGAAUUCCACCCCCACUACAGCCUCACGCGGAUUCACCAUCAAAUGGUCCGGCUCAUAAUGGUAAAAAUCAAACGGUUAAUAAGCACUUCUCCUUUGGUAUGACACCAGUGGGGUCUUCUUCAUCUACUGGAAGUUUCCCCUUGAAGAGAAGUUUAUCAAAGGGUAGUUUACAUGAAAGAUCUAGUUCAUUGAACAAUUUAAGAAGUCUUUUGAAAAAUCAUAAAAAAUAA
This is a messenger RNA of Zygosaccharomyces rouxii, 2343 nucleotides long. RefSeq names its product Rog3p (gene ROG3). Bases 1 to 2343 code for a protein of 780 amino acids. Lineage: Eukaryota; Fungi; Ascomycota; Saccharomycetes; Saccharomycetales; Saccharomycetaceae. Gene Ontology annotation, biological process: ubiquitin-dependent endocytosis. The record is from RefSeq and is a predicted model, not a curated record. Gene Ontology annotation, molecular function: protein-macromolecule adaptor activity; ubiquitin protein ligase binding. The transcript has a single exon. Gene Ontology annotation, cellular component: cytoplasm; plasma membrane; cytosol.